This is a messenger RNA of Drosophila obscura, 3233 nucleotides long. Its product is annotated as gonadotropin-releasing hormone receptor. Gene Ontology annotation, molecular function: corazonin receptor activity. Gene Ontology annotation, cellular component: membrane. The transcript is spliced from 5 exons. The record is from RefSeq and is a predicted model, not a curated record. Gene Ontology annotation, biological process: neuropeptide signaling pathway. Lineage: Eukaryota; Metazoa; Arthropoda; Insecta; Diptera; Drosophilidae. The coding region runs from base 218 to 1984 and encodes 588 amino acids.
AAUGAAUUAUUAAUUCCAAAGAAAUAUGCGCUUUUCACAACUCGAAUCGGAAAAUGAAAUGGAAAUUCGUUUGAUGUCACUCAGAGCAUAACGAAUCAAAGAUGUAUGUGCUGCAUACUGUAUGGAUCAUCGCCUGCUGCCCCUGAACCACCCACCCUGCAGCAUCAGUGAAGCCACCAAAUAAAGCUACGGACUCACCCCUUCCCUCCCCGGAAUCAUGGAGUUUGAUUGGGCCACGGAGGCCCGUCUGCCCAGCCUUGGCGAUACGGCCAGCGGUGCGGACAACGAUUUGGCCAGCAACUGGUCGACUCUCUCGAACUUUACACGACUCUUCAAUGCCGCCGCCCCCGACCUUGUCAACUACACGCUCAGCAUACUCGACUUGAGUGUGUCCGCUAAUGUGAGCCUCUCUUCGACUACGCCAGUGCCCGCCUAUGCCAUCACGAACAGCUCCUCGCUGGCCCACACCGACAGCCUGCACGAGGCAGGCGCCCCGAUGGCGGAACAGGUGCCCGAGCACAUGAUGGACCAUGCGCCGCAGCUGUCUCGCUCGGGACUGCUGAAGGUCUAUGUGCUGGCGGUGAUGGCGCUCUUCUCGCUGCUGGGCAACCUGCUGACCAUUUGGAAUAUCUACAAGACGCGCAUCUCGCGUCGCAACUCGCGGCACACGUGGAGUGCCAUCUAUUCGCUGAUGUUCCACCUGUCGAUCGCCGACGUUCUGGUCACCUGGUUCUGCAUCAUCGGCGAGGCCGCCUGGUGCUACACGGUCCAGUGGCUGGCCAAUGAGCUCACCUGCAAGCUGGUGAAGCUCUUCCAGAUGUUCAGCCUCUAUCUCUCGACGUACGUCCUCGUCCUGAUCGGUGUGGACCGCUGGAUUGCCGUCAAGUAUCCCAUGAAGUCGCUGAAUAUGGCCAAACGUUGUCAUCGCCUGCUCGGCGGCACCUACAUCCUCUCGCUGGUGCUCAGCCUGCCACAGUUCUUCAUAUUCCACGUGGCACGUGGUCCCUUUGUGGAGGAGUUCUACCAGUGUGUCACCCACGGCUUCUACACGGCCGACUGGCAGGAGCAGAUGUACGCCACCUUCACGCUGGUCUUCACCUUUCUGCUGCCACUGUGCAUCCUGUUUGGAACAUACAUGUCCACUUUUCGCACCAUCUCAAGCAGCGAGAAGAUGUUCCAGGGCUCCAAGCUGGCGAACUACUCCACGAAUAAGCUGCCCACCCAGACGAAUCGACAGCGCCUGAUACACAAGGCGAAAAUGAAGUCGCUGCGCAUCUCCGUGGUGAUCAUCAUAGCGUUUCUUAUCUGCUGGACGCCCUACUACGUGAUGAUGAUUAUGUUCAUGUUUCUGAAUCCCGACAAAAGGCUGGGCGACGAUCUUCAAGACGCCAUCUUCUUCUUUGGGAUGUCCAACAGCCUCGUCAACCCUCUCAUCUACGGCGCCUUUCAUCUGUGUCCGGGCAAAGGGAGCAAGUCCAGUGUGGGUGGCAAUAACAACGCCUACAGCCUGAACAGAGGCGACUCGCAGCGCACGCCAUCGAUGCUGACAGCCGUGACGCAGGUAGACGGCACCGGUAGCAGCUCCCGACAGAUGCGCGCCUUCCGGCAGCAGAGCUACUACCGCAGCACGAGCAACGGCUGUGCCGGGCCACCCUUCAAGGAGCAGGUGGGUCUGCUGCAAGUGGGUACGGGCGCCUCCAGUGCUGGCCCCGGCUCUGUGUCCGGCAGCAACAGUGCAACGCCGCAGCUGAUGCGGAAGGGCUCGUCGGUGCGCAGUCCACAUCCGCAUCUGGCGAUCCUGGUCCGGCACCCCAGUUGCCUGCGCGAACAGGAACAGCAGCGCCUACUGCUGCAGACGACAACAGCCUCCUCCGCCGUCGUGCUCAACUAUGACGCCCAGCGAGGGGGCGUAGGCGUGGGCGUGGCCAGUGGAGCGCACCUGACCGCGCUGCUGGACAACAACGAGCGGGUGUCGAGCGUGUGAGUGGAGCUGGCGAUGGCGGCGGUGGAAAAUGUUUCGACAGAUGGGUCGGCGGAGGACGCGUGCUCCUGCUGCCAUUGCCUGAGCAGGGAGCUGGUGCGGCGGCAGCAAGAGCUGCAAGGGAUUCCAGUGCAGUGACUCUGCCAGAGGAUCAAAGGAUCGCAUAGAGUAAGAGUGAGAGAGAGGUGCACCUGGAACAGGAUGAGCCGUGUGUGUGAACGAACCGUGUGCGCUGAGGCGUCGAUGAUCAGAUCACCGAGCCGAGGAGCGUCUGGGUAGUUAAUACGAAUUGAGAGUUAAGUCUUCAAACACAAUGGGUGUGCUUAGAGAGAGAGUAGAGUAGAGUAGCGUAGAGUGUUUAUUCCUAGUUUUUACGGUCUUCUCACCCCCACUGGGGGCCAUCCCAGUGUGGGGUUGAGCUACUACUCAUCGCUAAGCAGUGGCAAGUGCAGCUCAAACGACAAGUAUUUUAAUUAGCAAUUAGUCCUUUUAAUGAAGCUUCCUGGAACCCAUCAGUUUUUUUUGCUUCAAUGUCCCUUGCAUCGUUUGCAAGUUUGUUAAGCGGAUUGAAUCUCAUGUCCGCUUCGUCCCUCAUUGCUCGUUGCUAGUUCACGUUAGUUCGUUUUUUCUACAAAAUCAAUUGUCUAACGCAGCCAAAAACCAAACAGGGUAAUAAUUACUUAAUACAAUUAACUAUAAAUAUAUCAAUGUGCAUUUUUUGCCACACAUUUUUCGCUCUCCCGACUAGUUCCACCCAAUAGCAAUAGAUGCGAAUGCCAAACGGAAUCAUUCAUAAAAAGUGCAUAACUAAACAAAACAAAAAGUACUUACCGAGCCUCAUCUCAUCGUUUACUCACCUUUUACUGUUUUCCCUUUGGCUUUGCUGUAAAAUCUAUUUAGUUGAAGACAAUAACUUUUGGAUCUGCCUCUGUGAAAUUCCAAACGAAAGCGUAGAUUUACUACGAGUAUAUUCAAUUUGGCCGAAAACAGUUCGCAAAGGGAUUGCAUGCUCUUAUGUAAGUUGGAUCAGACAAAUACAUGUGUGUGUACCCAUUUUAGACUGGUUCGCCCAACAAUUUACACGGAUCCGGGACAACGACAACUCUGUGGGAUUACGUGGUAUGCCCAUCCCAUCCCAUAGGAUCCCAUCUAUUCAGCAUCCUGUUCGCAUAUUGUGUGGUGUGUACUUAUGUAUAAAUAAUCUGUGUCAAAUUUGUAUAGUUUAUUUUUAAUAAAAACCGAAUGAUCCUUC